Messenger RNA from Cyclocybe aegerita, 507 nucleotides. The record is from the annotation of a GenBank genome assembly. NCBI's taxonomy places the organism in Eukaryota, Fungi, Basidiomycota, Agaricomycetes, Agaricales, Hemipholiotaceae.
AUGGAUUGGGGUAGGCAUCCUGGCGAAUGCCCCUUUUCAUGCUGCUGGUAUUUACUCCAGCAGUGCCAUAGAAGAAAGCGCGAUGGAUCAGUGGUGUCCUCCUAUUUCACUUCUUCACGUGCUCUGGUCUACUCGACACAGAGGAAGGACAAGAAAUAUCUUCACCGGAAACGAGAUGCAAACAUUUUGGUGGCCAAGAUGGGUGUUACAGAAGCAUCCUCAGCCUCAAUGGAUAUCAAGACUUUGGAUACUCCUUCCAAAGCUAUCGUUCUUGAGAAACCUCCCCUCUACAAUUUCAUUCAUUUUGCCUGUCAUGGUGUCUCAGACCCAAGAGAUCCUUUGAAGAGCCAUCUUCUUCUGGACGACGGUGCCCUUACCGUCCAGGAGAUAUUCUAUGCCCACUCUGCCGGGCCAGAAGUGGUCUUCUUGUCUGCCUGUUCCACCGCGGAAGGCCAAGAUGCGCGAGUGGUUGAUGAAUCAAUCCACUUCGCCAGCGCAUCUUCAUGA